Molecule: messenger RNA, 1414 nt
Organism: Macrosteles quadrilineatus (aster leafhopper)
Lineage: Eukaryota; Metazoa; Arthropoda; Insecta; Hemiptera; Cicadellidae
Gene: mRpL2
Product: 39S ribosomal protein L2, mitochondrial
Exons: 5
Coding region: 438-1370 (310 amino acids)
Biological process (GO): cytoplasmic translation
Cellular component (GO): ribosome
Molecular function (GO): RNA binding; structural constituent of ribosome
Source: RefSeq, a predicted model, not a curated record
GUAAGGGAUGUAAAGAAAGAUGCUUAUGUUUAUAGGUUAUGUUGACCAUUCACUUUUGUCUGCUCCUGCUGUUUGUGUUGUUGUUUUGUUAUAGGCCUAGUUCAAGUUCAGUUCAGUGAGUGAAUUGUAAUAGACAAGCGAAGUCCUCUAGCUAGAAACUACAUGAAUCAAGAUAAUAGGGUUGGGUCUGAACAUCAAUGAACAAAUUAGGCCUAUUAAAUUUUUUUUUUUUAUGUUAAGUUAUGUGAUGCUCAUUGCAUGUCCUUCUCCACCAAUUAAUUUUGGAACUAGGUUAUAACUUGUUUCUGAGUGUAACUCAUAAGCACCUAGGCCUAGGUCAAACGAUCUCCUUACUAAGCUUCAGUAGGGCAUUGGAGUAUUAAUUGAGAUCCUUUUAAAUUGAUUUUAAUAUUCUGUUCCCCUAUCCUACAGCUGAAAUGGCGCUGUCCUUUUGUAAAAAGCUGCAGAAAUUAUCACAAUCAUGCAGCGAACAGUUUAUUUGGCCAUUAGUAAUCCAAACGAGGAACCGAAUGGGGCCACCAAUAAAGAGACAUCAUGGUUUUGAUCAGCCAGAUCUUCCAAAACCUUCCGGAAAAUUUUGGAGGAAAGUGGAAUUUCCUGAAAAGUAUACUGUGAAACCCCUUGAAGUAAAACGACUAGGAGGGCGUGAUCCAGAAACAGGAAGAAAAGUUAUUAAUAGAGUCGGAGGGGGUCUUAAAUACAAAUAUUUGUGGGUACAUUGGAAGCGAGAAGGCCCCAAGGAAGGGCCCCCUCUGGUGGAGAAAGUUGUACAGAUUGUAGACUCCUGGUGUCAUUCUGCUUUCCUCGCUCUAGUAGCAAGUGGCAAACAAAUGAAGUACUACUUUGCCACUGAGAAUAUGAAGCCUGGAGACCUAAUCAAGACAUCAAUGAACAUCCCAAGGAUACCAGUAAACCCUAAUGAAGGAGACGCAUAUCCUCUUGGAGCUCUGCCGAUGGGAACUAAAGUGCAUUCUGUGGAGAGAUUGAAAGGUACUGGUGGCUUCUAUGCUCAUGCAGCUGGUGUGUCAGCCACAAUUCUUAGAAAAAUGGGAGACAAUAUUGUUGUCCAGUUACCUUCCAAGCAUGAGGUUGCCUUACCCAAAGAAAACAUGUGUGUUGUAGGUCGAUUAUCAAACAACAGCAAGUAUCCUAUUGGUUCCCCAAAUCGGCUGAGAGAACUUGGACGUCGACCUCGAUCUGGACUGUGGCAAAGGAAAAGUGGAAGAUUUGGUCGUAGGUUUUAUGCUCUACCCCCUGUCAAAAUAGUUGAUCAGGACCCUGCUCCAGAACAGGAAAUUAUCAAGUUAACUCUCAAUGUUACAAAGAAAAAUUCUCCAAUCUUUAUUUAGUGUACCACCUUGAUAGUAAUAAAAUAAUAUUGUUUAUUAUUUAA